Molecule: messenger RNA, 1836 nt
Organism: Aspergillus campestris IBT 28561
Lineage: Eukaryota; Fungi; Ascomycota; Eurotiomycetes; Eurotiales; Aspergillaceae
Product: scramblase family protein
Exons: 3
Coding region: 112-1773 (553 amino acids)
Biological process (GO): plasma membrane phospholipid scrambling
Cellular component (GO): plasma membrane
Molecular function (GO): phospholipid scramblase activity
Source: RefSeq, a predicted model, not a curated record
UUCCUCUUCCUUGAAUAUCUACAUUUCCACCUAUUUCUUCUUGGAUUCACAAUACUAGGUGUCUUGAUAACUUACUUCGCCGUAUUGGCUACAUUAUACACCUACUGGACCAUGUGGAGUGUCCAACUCCGACCGCACCCGGCGCGGUUGCUCCAAAAGCCCAGUCGAGCUUUCGCCAGCUCUCUCACUAGAGGACGAGUAAACCCUCGCGGCCCGCGCAAUUCAAUCCGAAGGCCAGAGCUUAUCCGGAAACCAGGAGCUUCGCCGCGGCAACCUGAAACGUCGAAUCCGCAGACAGAUCAACCCAGCUCUGUCAAUACAAACUAUGACCCCGCGCACAACACCCUCCUGGCCCCAGUCCACAUCCCAGAAGACCCCAAUGGCGUGCUCAAAGAAACGCAUCCGGCUACGAAUCUUCUGGUGAACUCGGGGUUGGUGGUGCAACGGCAAUUGGAGAUGAUGAAUGUGAUGAUUGGUUUCGAACAAGCCAACAAAUAUGUCAUUAUGGAUGCGAACGGGAAUCAUGUUGGGUACAUGGCGGAGCAGGAACGGGGCAUGGGUAACAUGAUGGCGCGGCAGUGGUUUCGAACCCACCGGAGUUUCGUGACGCAUGUAUUCGAUAAGCACGAGAAUGAAGUGUUGCGGUUCCACCGUCCGUUCGCCUGGAUCAACUCUCGCAUCCGUGUGUAUGAUCCUCUCGAUGUCUCCAACAAUGUCCACUCCACCUCGACCGGUCUCCAGAACGUUUCGUCGGGCGCCCUUACCCAGGCCACCGAUGCAUCCAAUGCUAGAGUCUCGCCGCUCGGGUUCGACGAGAUGCGCGUGAUCGGAGAGGCCCAGCAGCAGUGGGCGCCGCUACGGCGCAAAUACAACCUCUUUACCUACCACCACUCCCCCAACCCUGCCACCGACAUGGGUUCUACGCAAUUGCCGCUUUCGCAGUCUGGACUCUCCCAGAUGCAGCAACUGCAGUUGAUGCGAUCCGCCGGAGGUAGUGAGGAUAUGGGACAGUUCAGCCAGUUUGCCUAUGUGAACGAGCCUUUCCUGUCGUGGGAUUUCUCCCUCCGUUCGGCGGAGAACCAGUUGAUUGGCUCGGUCAACCGUGACUUCUCUGGAUUUGCUCGCGAGAUGUUUACAGAUACGGGAGUCUACGCGCUCCGAAUGGAUUCGGCCGCUCUCGCCCCUGGACAGGCACCAGGGCCGAACGACGCCGCCACGGGGAUGACCCUGGAUCAGCGCGCCGUCAUGCUGGCGACCGCCGUGAGUGUCGAUUUUGAUUAUUUUAGUCGCCAUAGCAAUUCGGGCGGUUUCGGGUUUAUGCCGCUCUGGAUCCCCGGUAUGGGCGGCGAAGCAACCGCCGGGGGCACCGCUGCCGGGACCGCCGCAGGCGAAGCUGGGGCGGUGGGGGAUGCCGCCGCGGGGACCCUUGGCAGAGCUGGAACCGCUGGAGGACUGGGCGAAGGAAUGGCAGCGGGGGCCGCCGGGGCAGGGGCCAUGGCUGGAUACGAUGCCAUGUCCCGGGGCAUGACGGGGGACAGCCAGGCACAGCCCCCACCCGAUCAGCCGCCGGCUCCCAUGGACCAGCAGCACCCGUCGGCGGGGCCAACCGGUCCUUAUGGGGACACCUGGGGUGAACAAGCCGAGAAAGACCCAUGGGGUCGGGGUGAAGAGGUCGAGAAAGACCCGUGGGGUCGUGAUCAAGAAGAUCCCUGGGGGGCCGAAGACCCCUCGGACGGAGGUGAAGGCGGUGGAGAUGACUUUGACUGGUUCUAAUGCAUGUAAUAGAUAGCUCGCUCGAUAUUCCGGGCCUUUGUACUAUAUUCAAGGAGAUAUCAC